CACACACACAGGCUCUUAAGCAGGCUUUUCAUUCUAUCCUUGGCCUCUCCUCCCAUCUUCUCCCUCCCCUUCAGUGCACCUGAUUGGACGGCCAUUUUACCCCUAGAGUCGUGGAGACGAGAGCUUUGCUGUACAUCCUGGUGUACCUGCGACACACACGCACACACACACACACACAGACAUACACACACAGAACAGUUUGUUUGGACUUGAGCGCAGGCUCGGCACGGACAGAUUCCCCUCUGCCGUUUUCUCUUCUCCUGGGAUCAUGUUUCCUGAAUGUGUGUGCGUGAGGUGGCGGCAUGCACUUGGUCCACGCAGAGAUGUGGGACCCCCGGCCCCCGUGUAAAUAUGCCUCGCCUCUCACCCCGCGGACCCCCUCCAGCCGUCUGACCACAGCCAGUCCGGCCAAGCGGAUCACCUUCUACAAAAGCGGCGACAGCCAGUUCGGGGGCGUCAGGAUGGCCGUCCACAAGCGCAGCUUCAAAUGCUUCGACGCCCUGCUGGACGACCUUUCCCAAAAGGUGCCCCUGCCAUUCGGCGUGCGGACAGUGACCACCCCCAGAGGGACCCACGCCGUCAAACACCUGGAGCAGCUGCAGGACGGCGGCUGCUACCUCUGCUCUGACCGGCGGCAGACCAAGCCAGUCAACAUGGAGCUGGCCGGCAAGCGUCCGAGCGGCUGGUACCACCACGGCCGCGGGCCCCAGCGGCCCGAGUCCUCGUCCGGCACGCCGCCCGGCCACUCCUCUCACCGGCAGCGGCGGAUCCUGCUGGUGAAGAACAGCGAGCCGGGCGUGAGGAGGAGCCUGGUGCUCAACAGGAGGUCCACCAGGAGCCUGAGGGCCUUUCUCGACGAGGCAUCAGAGGUGAUGCAGUUUCACAUUCGCAAGCUCUACACUGCCGAGGGACGCAGGAUUGACAGCGUGCAAAGCCUCACGACCUGUCCUGGUGUGUUGGUGUGUGUCGGCCGGGAAGCCUUCAGCCCGGUGCUGGUGAACUUCAUCAGGAAGAGCUCAGAGGAAAAACUGCCCGGUCUCGGCCCCAGGACUCCAGGUAACGGGGCCAGAUCUCCUGCUGCUCAGGGAUUGAGAUCUCCACCUCACGGAGCUCAGUCCAGCGAGUUCAGCGAAGGGCCGGAGAGCAAGAAGAAUGUAAACUUUGGUCUGGAAACCAAAAAAAGCAUCAUCCAUCCUCGCUCCGAUUCCUCCAACCGCUCAGCCCGUUUCUCCUUGUCUUCGGAGAAGUCGUACGGCCAUGGGGUCAACGCCUACUCCCACGGCAGACCGGCCAUUAUGAACGACGACAUUGAAAAGCGGGUCCUGGUCAAUAAAGACGGAAGCCUCUCAGUGGAGAUGAGGGUACGUUUUCGCCUACAAAGUGACGAGACCCUCCAGUGGUCCACGCAGGUAAAAAAAUCACCAUCAGUGACCAAUGAAUGUUGCCCAACAAGCCAAGCGGAGGCCGAUUACCUGCAGCAGGGCCAAUCAGAAAGCUGCUCGGACCCCGAUUGUGCAUCCUUCCACCCUGAAGGCGUGGACUAUUCCAACCAACCUCCGCAACGAGUGUUGGAGGGGAACAUCUGCCACUGCUGUUACCAGAGGCCUAAACAGCAGUAUGACCUGUGGGAAAACCCGGCGCAUAGCCACAGGAAGGCCCCUGUCCCUCCCCCGCACGCCUCCAGCCGCACCCACACCGUGAGGAGACACACGCACUCGUCCAGCUCUUCCUCGUCGUGCAACUCCAGGAGGGUGGUGCGCUGUCGGGCACGGGUCUCCAGCUGCACGGGAGGUCCGGAGCAGAGCCAACUGGUGCAGGAGGAGAUGUUCGUGACGGAGCACGUGGAGAGCAGAGUGGAGCAGGAUGAAGAAACCCACGUCGAGGUCUGCAGGGUGAGCCGAUGCUGCAGCAGAACUGAAGUGGUCGCCGACUUACGACCGCUGAGCAGGAAGUCGGUGGAGGAUGAGGUAAUGAUGGAGGAAGAGGGGGAGCGUUCACCGUCUGUCAUCAGCUGCUCCUCGCACAUCCUCCAAUCGCUGAAAGGAGACCAGGAUGACGACCUGCCAGCCAGCGCUUCACAGUGCUGCCACGGCAACAAACCAUCUCCGUCUCCGACUCGCCAGGGUGACGAACCAACCAGCAACGUCUCGGUAGGUUCCGUCCACUCUAAAGAACAAAAGGGUUGCGAUGAGGAGACAGGAAGCCGAGCCGUAUCUGCAGCCUCUUUCUGUCACUGCGGAGCAGCUGACGAGCAUUCAACAGCCGACGCGGCGGAGAAUGAUCGAGCUCCAAGCUCCAUGUCCAAAACGAGCAGAGCCUCUUGCAGGUCCAGCACAGCCGCGAUCACAGAGGACAAAAGGGCCGCAGAUGAGGAGGAGGAAGAGGGAAACCGGGUGGUCAGUAGCUUGUCUGGUCACACAGCACUUUCUCUGCAGUCAAGGGCAUCCAGUGUAUGUCCUAAUUGUGGCGGCUGCAAACCCAACUCUGAUGCUGACAGUAGGGCAUCACAGAAGUCCCAUCAUUCCAAGCAAGCUUCUCCAAAGCCCUCAAAACCGCUCCCCGGCCAAACAGAUACAAGUAAUGGCAGCGACAAUGAUGAUGAUGAUGGCUCCGAAGGUUCAGCUGGGUCAACGCAAUCCAACAAGAGCAACCUCACCCAGAACGGGCGCUGCUCUGCGACACCAAGCGGCCUGACGGGCAGCGCACGCGGUGCCACUUCCAGAACGUCCAAUCCGGAAGGAGCAGGAGCAGAGGAAGUGAGGACUCCCAGUGCUUCCUCACCCACAAGUCAAAGGUCCAAUAGGUCGCACAAGUCUGUCUGUGAAGACGGUGGUGCUGCGGAGCGAGAGGGGAGAAGCCCCAGUGCCGUGUCAGCUGUUUCCAACAAGUCCACCAAGUCUCACAAGUCGCACAGCAGCGCAACAGCUGGCAUAGAGCCAAGAGAGGAAGCAAAGGGAGAUAACACUGUGGAGAGAACGCAGAGCUCCUUGUCAGCCAAAUCUGGUGCUUCGGCAAAGAGCAGUGCUUCAGCCAAGAUAAGAACAAAGGUCGCCUCCCCAAUCAACAUUGCAGCUGUGGAGGAGGAUGACAAAAGAACUCAUAGUGCCCUUUCUGAUAAGCCGGGGCGCCAGGAAAGACCCGACAGCGUCCUAUCCGCUAAGUCAGCUAAGUCAAAUGCGUUGGCAACCAUCGGGGCGUCUCAGAGCGCCGCUUGCAGUCACUGUGCGAGAGAAGUUUCUCCAGCUGAUGAACCUGAAGCAACUGGACAUGACGAAGAAAUUGAGGCGGAGGAGCGAGCAGUGAGCGCCAUGUCAGCCAAAUCAAAUAUGUCUGUGAAGUCCAAUAAAUCUCAUAAGUUCACGAAAGCUCCAGAAAGACCACUUUCUCCCAGGUGUGGAACCGGAGCUGACGGAGAAGGAAGGGCAGCGAGUCAAGUGUCUGGCAGAUCGGUCAAUGGCCGGUCUUCUCUGAUGGUAGAAGAUGGGCAGCAGAGGUCUGAAAGUGUAAUAUCUGCUAAAUCAGCCUCCUCAGCGAAGUCCCGCCGCACAAAUUCUCCAGCCAAAGACGAGGCAAAGACAGAGAGCAGAACCCCUAGCGCCAUAUCGGGGAAAUCCCACAUCUCUGCAAAGUCCUCCAAGUCACAGAAGUCCAACCCAACCACAGCAUCUCCAAAUCUAAAUGAUGCUGGUAUUCCUUCUGCUGAGAUGAAUGGAGAUACACAGGGAAAUGAAAAUGGCCGGGUGGCCAGCGUCCUCUCUGUGAAGUCGGAAGCAUCAGCGAGGUCCCGUACUUCUCACAAGUCUGAAAGGAAUCUGAAACCGUCGACACCAAUUGCGAAUGUCACGAUUAAAACUCCUGAUGGGGUUGAUGAGGAAGGAAAUGAGGAAACAGAGAGGCCACAGAGUGCUGCAUCUGUUAAAUCUACCGUUUCGACUUCAUCGCGUAAGUCCCAGCACAAGGCACCUGCUGAAACGGGAGAUGAAAAUUUUGUGGAAGAAGACCUACCUAGUAAGUCUCAGGGCCGAGAGCCCUCACCCAGGAGUGCAUGUUCCUCACCGACCCGCUCACCUAAAGCUGCAUCUCCAGUGCAACACCUGUUGCCUGGAGAGACGAGAGGUCCCAGUGCCUUGUCAGUUCCCUCCACCGUUUCUGCAAAGUCUUGCAAAUUGAAAUGCAACUGUGGAGCAGCUUCAGCAAAAGAUGAAAGGCAGAGGGAGAAAAAGAAAUCUAACGAGGAACUGGACAACGAGGAGGCUUCAGAUCGGGCUCCCAGCAUCCUGUCGUCCUCGACCAGGAGAUCGAGGAGAGAAUCGGGAGGCACCGAGCAGACACUGAGUCGAAACUCUUCAGGGUCAGUCUCUCUCGGGUUGCCAGAAGACCAAGACACUGCUGACUCAGACAGUGGGAAGUCCAGUGUUUCUUUUCACACAAACGUUGAGAGGAAGAGCAAAGUGAUGACAGCUACUCCUCUCGUCCCCAAAAGCACUGAGCAAUCUUCUUUGAAGGAGGAAAGGGAGGAAACCCCCCACAAUCACCGAGCAGUCGAUAUCCCGACGAUUGAAACACCAGGAGGGAGUCAGCACAAAGGCAAAGAGGAUGGCGAGCAAAUAACAGAAAGAGGAGCAAGUGCGUUUUCAGCCAAAAGCAGCAGGUCUAACAAGUCUUCAUGUAACUGUGGAGUCAAAGCACCAACCGAAGCAGGAAAUUAUCUAGAAACCGCAAGUGUGAAGUCUGGUUCAUCGUCCAGCAAUGCAGGUGCGAUUGACGACAGGAGGUCAUUGGCGCGCGCUAAAGUUCGGAGCAAAUCUCCAUCAAGUGCCAGUGCUAAAAAUGCAUCGGUGAGGAGCAAAGGAGAUGAUUCAGGAAAAGGUCACAAGGCCAAAUCCAGUGCCAGUGUCAGAACAUCCAGUUCUCAAAAGAAAGAAAUCAAAUCCUUGAGCCCUGUCCACAGCAACAGAAUCGGCGGCAGCAAAGUGGAGACACACACCGAGAGCACCCUGUCUCACUCGCUGUCCGCCGCCGACAUGCUGAAGGAAACCAUGGCCGCCGUACGGCCGCACAGCCAGCAGUCGAAGGCCAGUAAAACCAGCGGGAAGUCUGUGGUUAGAAAGGGGGCGAGGAGCAGAAACGAGGCGGAUCAGGAGGAUCGGGAGCUGUCGCCCGCCUGCCUGCCCAACGCCUCCCCGAACGAGGUGGUCAGCGAAUGGCUGCGCAGCAUUCCGGCCAACAGCAGCAUGCUGUCGCUUGGCGACGAGCCGAACGAAGAGGAUGCAGAAGAGAACCCUAAAGAGGGGGAAGGAGAGGAGAUGAAGGAGGCUCCCGUUGAGGUUGAGGAGCAGGGGAAAGAGGAGGCCGAAGAGGGGGAGGAGAAAGAGGAAGAAGUUGGAUGCGGUGGCGCCGAGGAGAAGCAAAGCUCAGGUGUGGCUCCGCAUGAUUCAGUGUCAUCACGCCCCAAAACCCUGCUGCUGAACGACGACGCUCUGCCAAGGAGCUCGCGUUCCUCGGCCGCAGUGAUGAAAAUUCUCCUGAGGUCCUCUCUGAGUCGAUGUCAGAGCAUGCCGGAGGUGUCUCCGGUUUAUGGGCGUAAACUGAGCUCGUCAGCCAGAUGUCUCUUGGACUGUUUGGCUCAGCUCCAAGUCAUUGACCCGUCAUUGAGCCCUGGCUUUGACCCAAAGAAGGACCAGAAAUACGAGGAUUUCAUGGUCAUCCUUCAGUCCCUGUGGCUAACCGAACCCAGGAACACCGAGACGGAGGCGGCCAAAGUCCCCGGCACAGAGCAGGUGUCUCCGCCCAGGUCUUCGUCCGGGUUGGGCAUGAGCCUUGGCUCUGGCGGGUCGGGGAAGGAGAAGGAGAAUGGAAACCCACAAAGCAAAACAAACGGGGCGGAGAAGGUUGUCGAAGGGGGGACACCAGACGUGACAGAGGGGCCGGCGGAAGAACAAAGCUCACUCCCUCCGGGUCUGGACGGCGCCAAAGCCGCCGAGAGUCCAUCGUCGUCGGAUAAGAGCUCCGCCAACGGUUGCUGCAAAUCCCCCACUGACAACGAGCGGGAGACGCCGGACGACACCAGCUCGACCGCGCCCUCCACCAUCCUGCGGGCGCCCAUGUCAAAGAGAAAAUCCCACGACCCCGACCCGGAGUGGGUCCUGAAACUCCUGAAGAAGCUGGAGAAGCAGUUCAUGGACCACUACGUCAACGCCAUGGCGGAGUUCAAAGUCCGCUGGGACCUGGACGACAACCUGGUCCUGGACGCAAUGAUCGGCGAGCUGAAGGACGAGGUGAGCCGACGCAUCCAGAGCAGCGUCGAGUCCGAGGUGAGGAAGAUUCAGAGUCGCGCCGGCAGGGGGGGGAGGUUGCCCCGGCCGCCACAGAGAGGGAACCUCUCCAAGGAGUCUACCAUGACGGAGAACAGGCGUCGGAUAUUGAAGGUCAUAAAGAACCAGUCACGAAAAACCGCCGAGUCUCUGAGCGACGGCGAGACGACGGGCGACUGCAGCGACCAGCGGAGCGAGGACGAGUACUGCCCCUGCGACGCUUGUGUCCUCAAGAAAAUGGCCGCCCGGCCGGUCAGGGAGAACCCGCUGGCGGCCGAAGCACCAGUGAUGAUGGAGUUUGACCUCCGUAAGAUACUGCAGCUGAAGAAAACCCCUGCGCCCGCAGCUGUGUCUGUGCAACCCACUGAGGGGGGAGGUGACGGCAAGGUGUCAGUAGAGGAGGGGAGGAGCUUAGAGGUACUGCAGGAGGUAGAGGAGGAGGACGAGGAGGAUGUAACUAAAGAGGAUAUCAAAGCUUGUGUUGUUUUAGAGGAGACGAUCCCGGAGGAAGAGGAGGAAAUGGGGGAAGAAGAGGACAAGGCUGUCGAGGAGGUAGAAGCUGAAAGGGAGGAAAGUAGUGCAGGUGAGGAGCAGGAAGAAGAAGGUGGUGAGGAGGCAGGAGAGGAGGAGACAUCAGAAAAUGGUGAGGAAGAGGAGGCGGAAUGCAAGUGCCAGUCUGCGAGAAAUAAAGAGGAAGAGGAGGAAACAGCCGAAGGAGAAGAUGCCGAGGAGACUAGCGGCAACACAGGUGAGGCUGAGACAGGUGAUGAGGGGGAGGAUGAGGGGGAGGAGCCGGAGGAGGGGGAGACCGGAACAGGGGAAGAGGAGAGUGACAUGGACACGGUAAAAGAGGCAGCAGCCGGGGAAGACGUCGGGGAGGAGGAGGCUGAGAGGGACGAGUGUGAGGUGUCUGAUUUUAAGGAGGACACAGAGGAGACGUCAGGCAGGGACAGCUUAGGGGAGGAGGCGUCUGGCGAAACGGAGGAAGACAAUGCUGCAAAGAGAGAAGAGUCCACACUGGUGGAGGAGUUUGGGGAGGGAAACGUCAGCUCCUCGGCAGGAGAUGAAGAGGAGGGCGAUGAUGGGGUCGGAGAGGGGGAGUCCGAUGGAGACAAAACGAGGGGAGAGAGUGAAGAACACGGAGGAGAAGCAUCUGAGGAGGAAAGAACCUCAUUACAGGGCCGGGCCCCGUCUGCGACCGAGGGAGAGGAGGCCGACGGCGAGGACUCCGACGGGAAACGCCCGAGCAACGCCAGCGUCGAAGAAGGAGAAGGCCGAGAGUCGACCAUUAAGGGGGACGGCAGCGCUCUCCUCCAUCAGUACACCAGGACCUCUGUGGAGUCCCAGCCCGGCUCCCUGGAGGACGUCGACGCAGAGGCGCGCCGUCCCGCCGUGGACUCCAUGGCGGUGCCCAAAGCCACCGGCGGGGGGUCGGGUCAGAGGAGGAGCCGCUCACCGGGCAGGGUCCAACGCCGCAAACCCAAAGAGGCCGACGGCGAACAGGAGGACUUUUAAACCCUGCGCCCUCCCCGUUCAUCCCGCUCUGUCAGCGACCACACGGGUAGAAAGACCACGGACUCGAACACUAGAAGCACUUUAUCCAGAUUGGAGGGGUAGCGUUAUAUCCCAUUAUAUUUGUAUAUUUUUUAAGUUAACUACACAGGGAUAUCUAUAUUUCUGUAUUGUAAGUGUAUGAAUAUGGUAUACUUUUGAAACCCCAAAAAAAGGAUAUUUUGACACCUGUGUGUGUAUUAUGUGAACUCAGUGGACCACAGGUUUAUUGAAUCAUAUAGCAAUUUACCUCAGGGAUAUGUUAGAUGGUAAUGGCCUGUUUCAGCGUAUUGAUACUAUCAGUUCAAUUAUUUGUGUAUAUUCUUGGUCUAAUUCUCUGAGAUUAGGAAGGUCCCCUCCUAGCUGUUAUCUAACCAGCACUUUAAAUCUGUUGUCCCUAAUGAAGCCCGCUGCUUAAACUAAAGCUUUGUGAAGUAACCUGAUCACCUUAAAGUAGUUUGACAUUUUUCGGUUGAGAGCGGGGCAGAGAGGUUCAACAAGUAUGAGGUUAAAGCGAGGAAGCCGUUAGCUUAGCACAAAAAUUGGAACUUGAUCUGUCCACGAAGUUACUUUUGGUUCACUUUCCACUCCAAACUGUUCAGGGAAAAAUAGAUUUUGCGCUGAAUUUUAGUAGCUUUAUCGAUGGAUAUACAAUUCAUCAACUCUACUUAAACCAUCUAUAAAAUAAUGUCUUAUUUUAUUCAGUUUGCUGUUGCAAAAUUUUGUAAACUCUGUUGCUAUAGUAAAAAAGGUGUGCGUGACCAACAGUGUGGUUUGACAACGUGAGGCCGAGGCCUUACUGUAGCCAUGGUUACGUGACUGUAGAUCGACGGAGGGGGAGUCUUUUGUUACCUGACUCUCUCUCUCUCUAUAACCGAGUUGUGGAUCAAAUCCGCAAAAAAUACUGAAAAAAUAAUAAUUUCUCCUGUUUAACCCGCUGAGGGAGCUGAAUCCCAGGCUCACUCCUUAAACCUUGACAAAAUCCUCCUGUAUGUGGUACCGAGAGGGUGUGUGCCUGUAUGCUGCUAUCAGUCCGUUCGGCCUGUCAAUCAGUCUGUGACGUCACCAAGUGAACAUCAUGUACCUCGAGCGAAUGGAUGUAAUAAUGUCAAUGUGAAUAAACACAUGCACAGAAA
Gasterosteus aculeatus aculeatus (three-spined stickleback) is the source of this 9001-nucleotide messenger RNA. RefSeq names its product rp1 like 1a (gene rp1l1a). Gene Ontology annotation, biological process: retina development in camera-type eye; intracellular signal transduction; photoreceptor cell development. NCBI's taxonomy places the organism in Eukaryota, Metazoa, Chordata, Actinopteri, Perciformes, Gasterosteidae. Gene Ontology annotation, cellular component: axoneme. The record is from RefSeq and is a predicted model, not a curated record.